Molecule: messenger RNA, 739 nt
Organism: Chelonia mydas (Green sea turtle)
Lineage: Eukaryota; Metazoa; Chordata; Testudines; Cheloniidae
Product: myelin P2 protein-like
Exons: 4
Coding region: 109-537 (142 amino acids)
Biological process (GO): fatty acid transport
Cellular component (GO): nucleus; cytosol
Molecular function (GO): fatty acid binding
Source: RefSeq, a predicted model, not a curated record
UUCAGGGCACCUUUAAAAGGAAGUCAUUGAGCUUAUGUAGCUCAUAAUAGCUUCAGGUCUUCUAGUGAGAGUAAUUUCUUCUUUGCUUAGUCAACCAUUGUCUAUAUCAUGUGUGAGGUAUUUUUAGGAGCCUGGAAACUCAUUUCUAGUGAAAACUUUGACAGCUAUAUGAAAGAACUGGGGGUGGGUUUUACUACUAGGAAACUUGGCAGCCUGGACAAGCCCAGUGUGAUCAUCAGCAUCAAUGGGGAUAUAAUAACCAUCAAGACAGAGAGCACCUUUAAAAACACAAAGAUCUCCUUCAAGCUGGGAGAAGAGUUUGAAGAAACCACAGUAGAUGACAGGAAAACCAUGGUGAGGGCUAAUCCUUCAGGAUGUCCUGCAAAGGACACCUGGAGCACUGUAACCGUGGACAAUGGCUCCCUGACUCAGGUGCAGAAGUGGGAUGGCAAACAGACCACAAUCAAGAAAGCGCUGGUGGAUGGGAAGAUGGUUGUGGAAUGCACCAUGAACAAUGUCACCUGCACUAGAGUCUGAGAGAGCAUGAGGAAUUCCCGUCUCCACACCAGAACAGAUUCUCAGCAGCAAGUUCUGAUCGAGGACUAGCUGCACUACACUGCUGUCUGCUUGCACAAGCAUCUUGCUUCACCUUGAGAGACGAAUGCAUUCAAAGCAGUUCUGUAACUAAUUUGAGCUAUUGGUGACUGUGGCUAUUAAAUAAGUCGCUUCUGAACACAUG